CAUCACAUGGAAACUUGUUGAACCAAACAAAACAAAUCCUCUGGGCCACAACAAAGAAAUAAUGCAGAAAACUCCAAUAACAGUUAAGCACUCCCUUUGCAAAAAUAGUUGUCACGUUUAGUAAAGAAUGAACUCAAAGUUUAAUAGUAUAAUGAUCUUAGUCUUACUCCAAAAAAGAUACAGUAAAAGUGUAAAACACUCCCUUUAAAGUCUCCUACCAAACCAGUAUCUUCCAUCCACCAUUAACCACUUUAAAUCUCAACACCAUUUUCAAUCUUCUUCCAUUGAAUCACCCAAGCCAAAAAAAAUUAACCCCAACCCACCAACCCAUGUCCAAAAUCUCAAUCCCAACAGAAAACUCAAAAACAAAGAGCAUUUUUAGAAGACAAUGCAAGAAGGAUCCUCAGCAACUGAACCAGAAGCAGAAGAUGAAGAAAUACUGAAUCCAAAUCCCCCUUAUCAUAUGAUCAAUGGCAAAACCUAAUCUUAACACCCUUAUGAUUCACACCCUCUUGCAGCUCAUCAUAGCCUUCACUCAGUUCCCGACAUCACCACUAGCUGAAUCCUCAAACAAGAACGAACCCUUCGUGGGAGUGAACAUAGGAACUGAUGUCUCAAACCUUCUUGCACCAUCAGAGAUAGUUUCGUUCCUGAAGAAGCAGAAGAUAACACACAUUCGAAUCUACGACGCCAACCCGGACAUCCUCGGAGCCUUGUCGGGUUCCAACAUCAGCGUCACCAUCAGCGUACCAAACAACCAGCUCCUCGGAAUCGGUUCCUCCAACACCACCGCUCUUUCAUGGAUCCGAAAAAACGUCGUCGCUUACUACCCCAAAACUCUGAUCGCCGGAAUCUCCGUCGGCGACGAGGUGCUCACCACCGUGCCCUCCUCCGCCCCUCUCCUCCUCCCCGCCCUCGAAUCCCUCUACACCGCACUCGUUGCAUCAAAACUUGAAAACUCCAUCAAAAUCUCAACCCCUCACUCUGCUUCCAUAAUUCAAGAACCUUUUCCUCCUUCUCAAGCAUUCUUCAACCAGAGCCUCUCCUCAAUUAUCCUCCCUCUCCUUCAGUUUCUCUCGAGAACCGGGUCGCCGUUAAUGCUUAACCUUUACCCUUAUUAUGUGUUUAUGCAAAACAAAGAUUUGGUUCCUCUUGAAUACUCACUCUUCAAGCCUUUGAAAUCUUCUAAGGAAAUGGUUGAUCCCAAUACUCUGCUUCAUUAUACCAACGUUUAUGAUGCUAUGGUCGAUGCUGCUUAUUUCUCAAUGAAGAAUUUCAAUAUCACUGAUGUUGUGGUCCUUGUAACCGAAACCGGUUGGCCUAGUAAGGGUGAUUCAAAAGAACCGUAUGCCACUAAAGAGAAUGCUGAUACUUAUAACUCAAAUUUGAUAAAGCAUGUUUUUGAUCGGAGUGGGACACCAUUACAUCCGGAAACUACUUCCAGUGUGUAUAUAUAUGAGUUGUUCAAUGAGGAUUUGAGGUCUGAACCCGUUUCAGAAGCAAAUUGGGGUUUGUUCUAUGGAAAUGCUACACCUUCUUACUUGCUUCGUGUGUCUGGUGUUGGGGGUUUUCUGGCAAAUGAUAGUGCUAAUCAGACAUACUGUGUUGCAAUGGAUGGUGUUGAUGGCAAGACUCUUCAGGCGGCGUUGGAUUGGGCUUGUGGUCCGGGCAGGGCCAAUUGUUCUGAUAUUCAGCCUGGGGAGACUUGUUUUGAGCCUAAUAAUGUCAAGAACCAUGCUUCUUAUGCUUUUGAUAGUUAUUACCACAACCAAGGGAAGGCUACUGAGUCUUGUGACUUCAAGGGUGUAGCUAUGAUCACUACCAGUGACCCCAGUCACGGGAGCUGUAUAUUUCCUGGAAGCAAGCAACUGAUCAACAAUACCAAGCAAGUGGUGAAUUCUACUCAGUCAAGCAAUGCUGGGGAGAAGUUGAGUUUCAUGGCCUUUAAGAGCACUCAAAUUUGUGCAAGUAAUAACAUUUUGUACAUCAGCUUGGUUGCUGCUUUCCCCUUUGUGUUUCUAUUCAUUUUGUGAGGUGCAAAUAAAUAAUUCAAUUUUGAGGGGGCCACUGGUCAUGUCUGGUAUUAUUGUUUUGAAUUUUUUUAGAGCAAUGGAAAGAGAGGAGGGUGCAGGUC
Messenger RNA from Arachis ipaensis, 2134 nucleotides. Its product is annotated as glucan endo-1,3-beta-glucosidase 1. Lineage: Eukaryota; Viridiplantae; Streptophyta; Magnoliopsida; Fabales; Fabaceae. Gene Ontology annotation, molecular function: hydrolase activity, hydrolyzing O-glycosyl compounds. The record is from RefSeq and is a predicted model, not a curated record. Gene Ontology annotation, biological process: carbohydrate metabolic process.